Messenger RNA from Periophthalmus magnuspinnatus, 8292 nucleotides. RefSeq names its product zinc finger DHHC-type palmitoyltransferase 17 (gene zdhhc17). Gene Ontology annotation, cellular component: Golgi membrane. The transcript is spliced from 17 exons. Bases 13 to 1881 code for a protein of 622 amino acids. The record is from RefSeq and is a predicted model, not a curated record. Gene Ontology annotation, molecular function: protein binding; palmitoyltransferase activity. NCBI's taxonomy places the organism in Eukaryota, Metazoa, Chordata, Actinopteri, Gobiiformes, Gobiidae. Gene Ontology annotation, biological process: protein palmitoylation.
UUCAACACCAAGAUGGCUGACGCUAUGGAGGAAUAUGAGAAAGAAGCUGGCUGCGUCCCCAUUCUCCAUCCUGAGGAGAUCAAGCCCCAACCCCACUAUAACCACGGUUACAGCGAGACUACGAGCCGCAAGAACCACGUGGACGACUACAGCACGUGGGACAUUGUCAAGGCGACGCAAUAUGGGAUCUUCGAGCGCUGUAGGGACCUGGUGGAGGCAGGGUUUGAUGUGCGACAGCCCGACAAAGAAAACGUCACACUACUGCACUGGGCAGCCAUCAACAACAGGAUAGACCUCGUCAAGUACUACAUAUCAAAAGGAGCCAUAGUGGACCAAUUGGGAGGAGACCUCAACUCUACACCUCUGCACUGGGCCACCAGACAAGGGCACCUGUCUAUGGUGGUGCAGUUAAUGAAAUAUGGUGCAGACCCGUCUCUCAUCGAUGGAGAGGGCUGCAGCUGUGUGCACCUGGCUGCACAGUUCGGACACACCUCCAUUGUGGCCUACCUCAUUGCCAAAGGACAGGAUGUGGACAUGAUGGACCAGAACGGAAUGACUCCUCUGAUGUGGGCUGCCUACAGAACACACAGUGUGGACCCGUCACGGCUGCUGCUCACCUUUAAUGUCUCGGUGAAUCUGGGCGACAAAUAUCACAAAAACACAGCUCUGCACUGGGCUGUUUUAGCUGGAAACACAACAGUCAUCAGCCUCCUCCUCGAUGCUAACGCUAACGUCGAUGCACAGAAUAUCAAGGGGGAGACUCCGCUGGACCUGGCCAAACAAAGGAAGAAUGUGUGGAUGAUAAACCACUUACAGGAAGCUCGCCAGGCUAAAGGCUAUGACAGUCCAUCCUAUUUGAAACGACUCAAGAGUGACAAGGACAUCAGGCAGAAAGUGAUGCUGGGGACUCCCUUCGUCGUCAUUUGGUUGGUGGGAUUCAUCGCAGACCUUGACAUCGACUCGUGGUUAAUCAAAGGGAUCAUGUACGCCGGGGUCUGGAUUGCAGUACAGUUUCUUUCCAAGGCCUUCUUUGACCACUCCAUGCACAGCGCUUUGCCAUUGGGGAUCUAUCUGGCCACAAAGUUCUGGAUGUACUGCACAUGGUUCUACUGGCUCUGGAAUGUGCUGCCUUUCGCCACAGUUCACGUGCCGUUCCUCAUCACGACUGUUUUUCUCUUUUACAACUUUGGAAAAUCCUGGAAGUCCGAUCCCGGGAUCAUCAAGGCUUCGGAGGAGCAGAAGAAAAAGACCAUUGUAGAAUUGGCAGAAACAGGCAGUCUGGACCUGAGCAUAUUUUGCAGCACCUGCUUGAUACGGAAGCCCAUCAGGUCCAAACACUGUGCAGUUUGUAAUCGCUGCAUUGCUAAGUUCGACCACCACUGUCCCUGGGUCGGCAACUGUGUCGGCAGUGGGAACCAUCGCUAUUUCAUGGGUUAUCUGUUUUUCCUGCUUUGUAUGAUCUGCUGGAUGAUAUACGGCUGCAUCUCCUACUGGAGGGUCCACUGUGGCACCACUUACUCCAAAGAUGGGUUCUGGCUUUACCUGACGCAGAUCGCCUCUUGCUCCCCCUGGAUGUUCUGGAUGUUCCUUAACAGCAUCUUUCAUUUCAUGUGGGUGGCCGUGCUCAUCAUGUGCCAGCUGUAUCAGAUUGCAGCUCUAGGAAUCACGACCAAUGAGAGAAUGAACGCUCGAAGAUACAAGCACUUUAAAGUCACAGCCACGUCAAUUGAAAGUCCAUUCAACCAUGGGUGCAUGAGAAACCUGAUUGACUUCUUCGAGCUGCGCUGCUGUGGUCUGCUGAGGCCCGUCUCUGUGGACUGGACGUCUCAGUAUACAAUAGAGUACGACCAAACCUCGGGAUCAGGCUAUCAACUGGUUUAGUUACUGUCCCCCCUUCAUAAACAGCCUUUCCAAACCUUGGGAUUGGGCUAUCAACUGGUGUAGUCACUGUCCCAUCCACAAACACAGCUGUUCCAAUCAGAGAAAUAACUUUUGAUUUGGACCACCAUGUCAGCCACACCCAGAGAGGAUAUAGCCAGGAUCGCAUGCUUUUAUGAGGGCGCUACAUUUACUCUGCCCCUUUCUGAUUUGAAUAACAUCACCUCCACUGCGAUUGGUCCUUGUCCCGGAUCUCCCAAUAUGAUUGGACGGUGCUUGCUGCCAUGUUUUUUGAGGAGAAACAACAAAAAGGAUUACAAUAAAACCUGUACAGAAAGUUAUGGAUAUAUUGACAUUAAACCCUUAUAUUAUUAUUUAUGACAUCCCUGGUAAUGUGUAUCAAAAUGAUGGCAAAAAUUGUUAUCAGCUGAUACGUUUUUAAAUAAGGGAAUGUUGAAAGGUUUUGUUUUGCACCUUGAUGAACAAUUAAGUUAGAUUGGUAACAUUAAUGCCAACUUAUGUACUUAGAUAAAACAUCAACUAUAGGACAAGUCAAUUCUUGUUUUUUUGCAUUUUAAUGGUAAAACACAGUCCAUUUUAUGCAGUAUUAACUUGUUCAUCCAUAGAUUUGACUGAAAAUCUUCAAACAAUGUGACAAGUGUAUUUAUUUUAACUAUUUAUACAGUUAUGAGAGAACAUGCUUUUUUUUUCUUUUUUUUUAAAGACAACAUUUUAAUCAAUUUUUUAAGGAACUUGGUCAUCCAGAACGCUGAUAGGAACUGGUAUUUAUUAAAAAAGGUUUACAUGAGCGGUUCAUUCCACAUUUCUUUGUUUCUUCUUGCACUGAAUUAAUUUUAAACAUUUUUUCUUGCCUGUUACUUAAGCAAAGAAGGGCCUGAGAGCUACUUUGACGGACAAAACAGGAAGUGGCCAGGCUGAGGGCUUUGACACAAAAUGGCCGACUGUACGGACCCAGUUUCAGACACAACAAGAAAGACUUUAAUGAAUGUGGAUUUGUAUAUAGAACAAUCUAGAAAUAAUAUCUAAGUGACUCUUCUGUUUCCUGAGUGAGUUUGUUGGUCAUUGUUAGUUGAGGUGUACCUAAUUUAUUGUCAAAAUUAGGAGAUAUCUUUUCAACUAUGGCCUGGAUUCAUGUACACGGGUACUUUAAAUAGAUAACUUUGCAUUAGCUACUUUAGCUGCUAAAAUAUUGCAAGCUUAUAAUCAACAAGCUUGUGUAAAUGCGUACCACAUGAUCAUAGGUUUAAUAGAGCUUCAAUAGAGCUUCAUGCUAUUAGCAAAAUUAUCCAAUAUCAAGUUGCUAUAUAUAUAUACAUAUAUAAAAUAAUUCAAAAUUUCACUGUACUUUUAUACACAGGUUUUCCAGUUAAAUUCCUACUAUAGCCUUGGGAUGGACUGAUACGGAUUUUUAAAGCCUGAUACCGCUAUAUUUGACUUGCUGCCGAUAUUUGCAAGGCCCACAAAUUUAAGUUGAACACAACCAGUCAAAUGUUUGGACACACAUUUAUUUCUUCUUUAUUUCUAUGAUUAUUUGGAUUGUAGAUUCUCACUGAGGGCACCAAAACGACACAUGGAAAGUACUAAAAUAAAUGCAAAAUCACUCCAAACUUGUUUUAGAUUCUUCAAAAUAUCCACCCUUCUUUUUUUGAUCACUGUUUUGCACUUUUGGCAUUCUUUGAAUUUGACAAGGUACAGCUGUGAAGUGAAAACCAUUUCUGGUGAAUGUCAUCUUUAAGGUCACUGAGAGGAGGCCAAUUCCAUUUAUCUUGCACCACAUAUUUGAUGUCUUCUGUAUGUAACCGAAAUGUAGAAAAUGAUAAACAUAAAAAAUACAUUGAAUGAGUAGGCUUGUCCAAACCUUUAACUGGUAGCAUAUAAAUGAUUACAUGUCUAACCAUACAAAUUAAAACUUGUUCAAACUGAAUGGACAGUAUUUGUGUACAUGCAUCCUGGCGCCAUGGUAACUAACUAUACUCGGAGUGUAUGACUGUAUAGCUUUUAGUGAUGUCCACACUGCUGUUAAUAGAGCAUUCUUCAAUUGAAACCACUGCAUGUGAGAUGCUUGGGGUCACUGGGCUUUCUAAACUUAAAUCCCUUUGGUAACAGCCCAGCAAAGCCACGUGUCUGUAAAUAAUGACUGUUUUUCCAAGUGUUUGCCAUUACGUUUUGCAUUGUGUUUUUUUUAAAAGUUCAUUUCCAAUCCAGUGUGUAACCGGUGGUCCUUACGAGUUACGAGGGCCGCUUCAGUCUGUGUGUAAUAUAUUUGAAUGUUCUUCAUAUUUGUGGGCUCUGUGUUCAUCUUUUAAAGGGACAGAACAAUAUUUUGGAAAAUGUGGGUCUAUUGGAUACUUAGAAUGUAGAAGGGACUGGCUAGUCGGGCAAAAAUCCAUUUGAAUCCAGAAGGGUUUGAAAUCGGACCGCAGAGCUUGAAGAACCUGUCGUCUUUCCAAAAGUGUCAUAUAUAAUUCAGAACAAAAUCUUUAACUUCUUUUACCUGAGAUAAAAGUCUGGUGCUUUCAUAGUUGAUUCUGCAGAAAUCUCUGUUGUUUCUCAGUCCCUUUUUUAUAUCUAAGCUGCCAUGUUUAUUUUGACAGGAACUGAUCAUGCUUCUCUCUGAUUGGUUAAUCAACCUGUCAAUCAUGCCCUUUGGAAUCAUGGAGACUGGAUACGGUUCCAGACCCACUCGUUUUUGUAAAGUUUUGUCAAAGCGUGUGGUUCUGGCUGACCAGGUAACUGGGAAUUACUUUAAUAUAGGUUUUUAAUAUUUUUUCCUCAUUUGAAGAAGCAGACAGGAGCAGUACUUUCAAUAAUAGAUUAAUAUUAGUGCAUACAUAUGGGCCCUGACUGCUGAAAGAUUAAAGGAGACCUUACGAAAAAGUGACUUUUAUUAACAAACCAUUUUCUGAGCAAUUUGGGAAAAAUAUCUAAUUGUGAUUUUUCUAACAAGCAUUACAAUUGCAAUUUGUUUUGGGAUUAAUGUUUUAAUAAGAGGAUUCUGAUUUAUUCUGGAUGUGUUUAAAACACAUCCAGAAUAAGAAUAAGAAUUGCCAAAAAUAAAUCUGAAAUGGGAACUCACAAAGUAAUAAUUACAUUUCAGGACAUGUUUGUACAGAUCUAAACUACAGGAUUAGCCAUUUUUAUGCAGAAUAACACAGUAGAUUUUGUUGUUUGCAGAGGAAAUUAUGACACUUCAAAAACUGCGGUCUUUGCAAUUUGCUGAUUAGGUCCAUUCAUAUGUUGAUUUGAUCAUGAUUAAUUUUGCAGCCAGAGUUGAAUUUCUAUUGAUUCUUGCAUGUUUAAUCCUGUACUGUCCUGCAUUUGAGGUUUUCACCUACCCCCUAUCCUCCUGCACUGUACAUACUUAAAAAAUGUCAGACUUCGUUUCAUACAUGUAGGAAUAUAACAUGUCACAACUUUUCAGAGGCCACCCUACUACAAUGCUAACUACUGGCAUUCUAAUGUGCAUUUCCUGAAUUUAGGUGGAUAAACACUUUAUAAUUAGAUACAGACUCAUUUCUACCUUAAAAGCUGCUUUUACAAGAUAUCUGGGGUAAAACAAAUUUUGCUCAACUACACAGAAGAAAACAGGUACUGAAAUUUCUAAAUAGCCCUUGAAAUUGUAACUUCCAUUAUUCCUGCACCUGUCUGCUCCUCCAAACUAGCAUUAUGUUGACUAUUAGGGAAAUGUUACUUAUUGUUACUUAUUCCAUGUAUUUCAUAGAUGCACAUUGUCAAAAGAAUUCUGUAUCCCUUUAAAUAUUUCUCGUUUUUAUGGUUAUAAAUUGCUGGGUUUGUUCUACCACUGGAUGUGCAAUGUGUAAAGACUCUAGAGAACUAAGGCAGAUGUCAUUUUUGUUUUUCUAAAGCUGAAAUGUGAUCAUGCAAUAGUAAUAACAGGACAAACGGAUCCACCCCCUACUUUUGGAAGUAAGUUUCCCAUUCAUUUUUCUCAGACUGUCUGGAGGGGGGAAAAAAAAGUUAAGUUUUAAAGCUCACUAUUAAGCAGCUCUGUUUAUUUCUGAAACUCUAUAAACCACUAAGUUACUGAAGCAUUUUGCCGAAUGUUGCGUUUUCGAUAUGCUUUUUGCAUUAUAGAUGUGGAAGUAUAACAAGAUCAUGGAAGAUGUUUUAUUGUUUUCAAUAGCCUGUGCUCAUUGGCACAAAAUGCCAAAAAAGAUUUGGUCUUUCGCAUUAGUUUCUCAGUAUGUGCUAGCUCUUCCUACCUGUGUGAUGUCAGAAACGUGUACCAUAUAAUCAGUUCUGACCAAUCAGCAAAGGGUUAGGCUAAAUCUUACAAACUUAACUUUUAGGCAUUUUGAGGAUUUCAAACUAACUUUCUAAAAAGUUCAUGUUGUGAAAAUAGAUAAGAAUUCCUACAAAAUCCAGCCUUUGUGAAAGCUGUAGGUCCCUGUUAGUUGAACACAGGCACUUUGAAUUCCCCCAAAAAUGCAUUGUGCUCUAUGGGAGGACUCUUUCUGGGCCAAAGCUCCCUGAAUGCUGCAGUACCUGGUGCUUGGACAGAGAGAGACUUUUUUUAUCCAGUCCAUAGUUAUGGAUAUUAAUUAGCACAGAGCUGGUUAGGCUCUGCGAUGCCUUUGAACUCCUGAAUUUUUGAAAAAUCUAUAGGAAAAAUGAAUGGAAAAUUUACUUCAGAACCAGAGUGGACUUGGAAGUGGGUGGGACGGUUGAGCUUCACUGAGCGACUCCUUUAAAUGUGGGCAUCUUGUGUUUGCAUCAUCAGAAGGAGCUUAUGAUGUUUUAUUUCAUUAACAUCUCAUUUAUCAAUCAUUUCACUGCUCCAAAUAAGCCAUUGAAGCCUUGCAAAAAUGCUAUAGUUUGGGAUUUUUUUUAAAGUAGACUUGAGCUGUCCUGAAUACAUUUGGUAGAAUAAUUUCAAAAUGUAUUGAUUUAUGCAUAAGUGACCAAGCUAAAUUAAAUUGAAUUUUAGUUAUUAAUAUGUUAUCAUUUCAAAGCCAAUCUUUAAAAUUUUUAAAGGGCCCAUAUAUAGCAUAUAUAUGCUAUUUUGUUAUGUUUUCUCAUCACAAACACACCUGGAGUUGUGUAUUGUUUCAUUCACACGUUUAACACACAAACCCUGCAUACUUGGGGUGAGUUCUUCCCUCAAACAGAAAACACUAUGUUCCUCCUUGUGAUGUCAUGUGGUAAUACAGAAAGUGCUCCACUGUGUUUUUCAACUCUAACUAAUUUUAGCUCUGGAAAUAGCAAAAGACAAAGUUAUGGAUCAGACCUGGACGACUGAGGGUUUACACAGACUUCAGCCCUGGAAUUUCCAAUCUCUACAAAACAAAAGGUAAAAGAUAGCUAAUAACUUGAAAACUACUGCUUCAUGAGAUCACAAGGUGGAACAGAGCAUUUUGAGCUAAUCCCAAUAAUCAAUGAAAAUGAAAACACAACUCCAGGUAUGCUUUUGAUGAAGUAACAACAUAUCAUGGCUUAAAUGUCAGAGAAUAUAUCUUGCACAUUUUUACCACUGUAAGUUAAUAUUUUAAACUGAAAUCUACACUGACUAAUGCUCUCCUUAUCUCAAAUUAACUAAAUGUAUUUUAAUUCUCUAAAGAUUGCAUAUUUUUGGAAGACUUAAGGUGCAUAUGACAGGUUAGAGUACGCAUUUCACUAAAACAUCGUUAACAUCUUUGUAUUAAGAUCUGAAUCAAUAAUUUACCUAGUUUUGUCAAGUUUACCUAGUAACCAUAAUUCUAACAAAGCACCAAAAUUAGAUCUAAUUGUCUCUGCAUUUUAGAUUGAAUUUUCCAUGAUGAUGACAUAGGCAGGAUUCUGUUUUGGAACUGACAACUACUUCCUGUAUUUUUGUACUUUUCUUAACUGUUUUGCCACCAACAGCCACUUGACUGAUGUAAAACUAUGACAAAUAUUUACCAAAUAUAUCCCAGCAAACCAAGUCAGAAUUAGCAAAGAAAAACAAAAAAAAACAAACCCAAAAAACAAACAACCAAACACCUGUCAUAUGUACUUUACGAGAACUAGCUUGGCCAACUGGGCAUUUAUUGAGAAUUUAAGAAAUUACAUGUAAGCCUAUGUCUAGCCUUUGAGCUAUAUGCUAACUAGCCACAAUAGCUUUACUGCAAAAAUCCCAAAAUGGCAAAUGCAAGGUCAAACAUGGCUGUGAAAUUCAUAUCAUUUAAUAUAAGCAGUGACUGAUUAUUCAAAUUAUUGUGUUUUUGGCCAAUAGAAAACUUGGACCAUGUUCUCCAUCGCACUCCCUUUUACACUCCAAAGAAGGCCCCUCACACUCUACAUAAAUACUAUAUAAUAUAAAUACUGAUCUACUACCAAAAUAAAGCACAUCAUCCAUUUGCAGUGCCUCUGCCACAUCCAGUUCACUCCCAGUACUCCGCUUCAGAUGUAAACAUG